AUGUCCGUCCGGGGGGCGGUGACAGAGGCAAAAUUCUCAGAGGCUUUGCAGUUUGCAAACGAUUCGUCUGAAAAUUCAAAGCUGCAGCGUCGUCAUUCUAAAGCGCUUUCUCUGUCGUCGCUGUCGGAUGAGAGCUCAAAAGACACAAACUUUAAAGCUUUUUCGAAUGAGGCAUGUCGUGAUGUUGAGCGUGAACUCGAAGCCCUUAAAGCACGGCUACACGUGUUACAAAGACGAAGGCAACAUCAAAAUACCAGCCAGGAUACAAUCACUCCAUGUAAGAUUAAGAUGCAAGGCGCUUCUGUUGGUCCAGGCAAGAUCGACCAUGCUUUGAUGUCUAUUUCAUCCUCCGCGCCUUUAAUCGAGACAAACUAUUCAUCAACUGUUUCGACGUUAUCAAAGGCGCAACAAGAGGCAGAAGCUGUAGCAGACCAAGUGGCAACAACACUUAAGAAAUGUGAUCAACUUUUGCUGCGGGCCAAAUCUUGUGACACAACGUGCGCGUCAUCUGUGAAUAAGUUAGAAGAUUGUAUCCAGCAAAAAAGUAACGCAAUAACGGUGCCAAAUUCUUAUCGACUAUCCGAUUCUGCAGCAAGUGAUGUUUCAUCAAUAGGAUGGGACGGGAAAUAUUCAUUGGCUUCUGAGGACCAAGAAGCCUUGUUAGGUCAAAAAGUAGCUUCGGUUAAGCGCUUCGCUGCACGUUGCCACCGCAACAUUGCAGUGAGCAAUAGCAAGAUUGCGUUGCAUCAGCAGCAAACACAAGCUGCAUAUUUAAAGGAGCUGCAGCGCAAAUUUGAAUCAAAAAAACAAAUUACGCUCAUGGCUCUUCGCGAGAAAUAUGAAACAGAAACAAAGGCACUAGUUAAGGCAAAAAUGGAAGAGUUUGAGGAUGAAGAAGCUAGUGCAGUCAAGAUGACUCGCGAGGCGCUUAUUGAUGAGCGCAAUCGAGCACUAGAGGAAAUACAAACCAGUCACAAUGCAGUUUUGGAAGAAUGCAUAACUCAACUGAGUUUGCAAACGGAGCGAGAAAAAAAAGAACUUCUUAAUAGGCUGCAAGACGAACGAAGCCGCAUGCUUAUACAGAUUCAGAGCGACAAUGACUCAUCACUUAGGCGCUGGGAAGUCGAGCAGAGAGAUAAACUAGAGAAAGAAAUGUACGAGCACCGAGAAGCAGCAGUGGCUACUGCCCUUCAGUCUCAAGAAGAGCGAACUGCAGUGUUAAAGCAGGAGAUUCAGGCAUCGCACGUAAAAAAAGAGGAAGAGGAGCUUCAAAAAUUAAAAAAAGCACUCGCGUUUGGAGCACACGCUCAAUUGCAACAGCUUCGCAAGUUGCUAGAGACAGAACACAUCGAAAAGGUGCAGGAUAUUGAGAAUGAAGCUAGACUCGCUCUUGAUAAAGAAUUGGAGAAUUUGAAGCAAAUGCUGCAGAGGUCUUACCAGGAGCAACAGGAACAACUAAAGCGAGAUCUGGACAAAAAAACACGCGUAGCGGUCAUGGAUCUUCAUGAUACAAUGCAAAUUGCUCAGCGGGACAGUUUGAAUGCGUUGAGAGCUGAAGCAGAACAGCACAAAGCUCAAGCGCUAGCUAGUUUUCGUCAAGAGAGUGAGCUUAAAUGUCGUAAGGAACUUCAAGAACUCGAACAAAGCCUUCAGCAGGAAAUGUCUGCGAAGUUGCGGCAAUUGGAAAGAAAUCACAUUGAAGAAUGCGAGCUUAAACUGGAGCAGUUGCGGACGCGUGCUGUAAAUUUACAUGCUCGCGAGCUGGAAGCAAAGCGAUCACGCAUGAUUCAGUGCAAGAACGUGCUACUCGACGAAGCUACUGCAUUUCUGACCUUUGACAAUAAGCUGUCGGAUGAUUAUCGAAAUAAAGCUCAUUUAGUUGACAAAUCAGCAGCUGCUCAUUUAUCCGAGCUGAAAAAACAUUUGUCAAAAGAAUUAGCACGAUACGUGACUGUGAUGGUCUCGGAAUUCGACGAGCUUGCCGAAGAACAUCAAAUCUUGGUGGCCAAGAUUACAGAAUCAACACAGCUCUAUUUGUCUUUUAAAAGACAGUGCGGGGUUUUUGAAGCACAAACAGCGGAGCUCUCAAGUGGCAUCGAAACUUUGAAUGAGCAACUCCAGAGGAAAGAUGCUGUUUGUAAAGAGCUAUACCUGGCUAAUGAAGCAUUACUUAAACGUGUUCAAACACCGGCAACAGAGACUUCUAUGGUUAAGGGCGAGACUUAG
This is a messenger RNA of Plasmopara halstedii, 2226 nucleotides long. RefSeq lists its product as uncharacterized. Lineage: Eukaryota; Oomycota; Peronosporomycetes; Peronosporales; Peronosporaceae. The record is from RefSeq and is a predicted model, not a curated record. The transcript is spliced from 2 exons. Bases 1 to 2226 code for a protein of 741 amino acids.